Molecule: messenger RNA, 414 nt
Organism: Striga asiatica
Lineage: Eukaryota; Viridiplantae; Streptophyta; Magnoliopsida; Lamiales; Orobanchaceae
Source: the annotation of a GenBank genome assembly
AUGUUGCAUUACAAUCCUUCAACUCACUCAUUUAUUAUACCUAAGUUGCAAAUUCGAAAUUAUCGUUCGCCAAAUUUUCCGACAUUCUCAUGUCGGUUUGUCCGGGAGAACUAUAAUGGUCUUGUUCUCGAUAAAAAUCGGGAUGACAAAGGGAUGAAAUGGUACCAUGAAAUGAAAUUAGAGGUUCGGGAUUACGAAUGCAAUCGAUAUGGAGUGGUGAAUAAUGCCGUUUAUGCGAAUUAUUGUCAACAUGGUCAAUUUAGAUUAUCUGAAAUGCUUGGCUUAACUGCUGCUGUUGAUGUGGUAGUUCUUAAAGAGUUAUCACUCAAAUACAUUGCACCAUUGAGGAGUGGGGAUAGGUUCUUGCUGUUCGGUUGUACUGUGAUAAUCUCAUUUUCAAGCUGCCAAACUUAG